This is a messenger RNA of Maniola jurtina (meadow brown), 3318 nucleotides long. RefSeq names its product mitochondrial import inner membrane translocase subunit TIM50-C-like. The transcript is spliced from 8 exons. Gene Ontology annotation, molecular function: phosphoprotein phosphatase activity. Bases 83 to 1240 code for a protein of 385 amino acids. The record is from RefSeq and is a predicted model, not a curated record. NCBI's taxonomy places the organism in Eukaryota, Metazoa, Arthropoda, Insecta, Lepidoptera, Nymphalidae.
AGUUGUUUUCUCACUCAUGUUUUGUUUCGAAUCGAGAGCAAUAGAAUGUUAAUUAUUUAGUUUUUGUAAUAUAUUAAUUAAAAUGUCUCUUAGAAAAAUACUAUUCCUAACGCGUGCGGCUUGCUGUAAAGGAAUUAAGCUUCAAACGACAAAUUUCUCAAGACAGAACAUUGUUCUACUGUCGGCGAGUUCCACAAGAUUUUACUCAAAUAUAGGAGAUAAGAUUAAAGACAACAAAGAGGCGGAGAAGGUGGACAUCCUGGGACGUUUCUUUCCACAGUCGCCACCCAGCGGCCGGGAUGCAGAGGAUGUGCAGAAGGAACAAGAGAAGUUCGAGCAGGAGCAGAAGGAGAAGUCUAAGGAGAAUGAGAAGAACUGGAGGCGUAUGAAAAUUGGUUUCGCAGUAUUUGGCGGCGCAAUGACUGUGAUGGGAGGCUGCUUAGUGAUCGAGAUGGGCGCCCCACGGCGCGGGGACGACGGACAAAUCAUAGAGGACGAGUUCUCACACCUGCCCCUACCGCUGCAGUACCUGCGGCGGACUUGGAAAGAGCUCACCUUCUAUGAAAAGAUGAUAAAAGAGCCAUCUCGAGAAAAGUUACUGCCGGACCCUCUGCCAGCGCCGUACCAGCCUACAUACACAUUAGUUCUUGAGUUCACAGAUGUGCUUGUACAUCCUGACUGGUCCUACCAGACUGGCUGGAGAUUUAAAAAGCGUCCAGGUGUAGAUCAAUUCCUGCAAACAGUAGCCAAUUCAGACUAUGAAGUGGUUAUAUUCACAUCAGAGAAUGCGUUCAUGAUUUGGCCCGUCCUAGACAAGUUGGAUCCAGAAAACAAAUUAAUAUCCUACAGAUUGUUCCGAGAUUCCACACAUUUUAUUGACGGAGUACAUGUUAAGAACUUGGAUGGAUUGAAUAGGGAUUUGUCUAAGGUGAUAGUAGUGGACUGGAACAAGGCGGCGACGCAGUUCCAGCCCGACAACGCGCUCGUGCUGAAGAAGUGGAAAGGCGCCGACGACGACACGGCGCUGCUCGACCUCGCCAACUUGCUGCAGACUAUCGCGAUGUCCAACGUGAAAGACGUGCGCGACGUUCUGCGGUACUACGCGCAAUACGACGACCCCAUCGCGGCCUUCCGCGACAACCAGCGCCGCCUCCUGGAGCAGAUGGCUGAGCGCGAGCGGGAGGGCAAGGCGGACGUCCCGCUCGCGCGCUCGUGGCUCCGCCCCUUCACGCGCCGCUAAGAUACAUACUUGCAACAGGGAAGUAAAGGAGUACAAAUAAAUCGCAACACAGCUUUUGUAUAUACUAUUGUAUCACUUCACUCGAGAUAAAAUGUGAUUUUGCUCCGGCAUUUACGUGCAUUAUAAAAUUAAUAUGAUCUAGUUUUAUAAAUCAAAAAGGGAUUGAACACAGUAGAUACAGAUUAUACUUUUCAUUACUGAAAAAUUCGUCAUGUUAUAUAAUAAUAAUUAAAUAACUAUUUGUUUGUCUUAUGCGACGCAAAUGCUGCUAAAUCAGGGUUGGCAUGAACAAAUGUUUGAAACACGUAUUUUUAACAUGUUUUUUUUAAUUAAAAUAACAGUUUAAAAUUAUUAUUUUUUUGUUUUUCUCGGUCUUUUCGAACCCUGUGGUAAAUCCGAUUUCUCAUAAACGGCUCUAAUGAUUUAGAUGAAAUUUUGUAUUUAGGUAAUGUGUUCUUUUCCAAGUUUAUCUGGAUAGUUAUCCCCGUAUUCCCACGGACACGGACGGAAGUACUCAAAAGGCGCCAAAGGUCGCAUUCAGGUUGUAUAUUAUUAUUUGUUCAAUCGUCUACCAAAAUAAAAUAGAUGAACUCAUGAAAGAUAUGGCAAAAAAUACUUGGUCAAUCCCACUUCUGAUUUCUAAGGCCAGAUUUUUAAUUAAAUAAUAUGUAAUUUCUAACAAUGUAACUUUUAUAAUGUUUAUAACUUCGUGAGGGUGCGCUUCCACUGAAGCGGAGUGGAGCAAAGACGUGUCUUCGUUCGAUCGAAUUAUGACGAUAAAAUUAUCACGUCCUCUUACGAUAACCGCAUUGGUCUAUUGAAAGGGUCUCCGCUUCGGUUCAGUAGAAACGCACAUCCUUACGAAAAUAUUUACUUUACACACCUAUGUGAGACGACCCAAAGAUACCUUCACCCUCUAAAAUGUCGUGCCUACUCAUUGAUUACUGUGACGUCAUCGGUCACACGAUGUACUGACCCGGACUAAGGAUCUACACGUACUGACGGAGUGGAGUGGAGUAUUUGGUGCUACACUUAAUAUUUGACUACCUAAACUCGGCUUUAUGUACUUUGAUAUACGCUUAAAAUUGAUUUAAUAAAAAUAAAACACGAAGGAGAAAAAGCACGCGUUUCGUUAGCAUAAAAAGCUGAAUUUGAGUUACAUAUUAAUAAUGUUGCUGCGACUCGACUCCACUCUGAAGAUGUGCGUUGCGCCGUAGAAAUUAAUUUCAUUAUCAAUUGAAUAAUAAUUUUAUUAAUUACUAAUUUUUAAUUAAUUAUGUAAAACCUUCCAUGCAUAUUUAUGUUUGUAUGAAGUUCCUGCCAAUUUGUAUAAUUUCCCUAGUUACUAUUUUGCAAUGUAAGUGAUUGUUGUACUUAUGUUGAAAUCUACGAAUAACAAUAUCUAAAGAAAUGUAAAUAAAGCUCAAAAAUGGCGCCGUGCACAACUUAUCGCAGAAGGUGGAGCUUAUUAAAAUAUAUACCACGCAGCCUAUUGACAACCUUGAGCGAUGCGAAUGUCACAAGAUUCGUGUUCGUAUGCUUAUAUUUAUUUAUGAACUCAGAAUUCUUUCAUUUCAUAUCCUACUCGAUACAAUAGCAAACAAUUUUUGGAGACAGCCCACUUUUUUGAUAUAACAUUCGUCAUUUUUUUUGUAUAAAAUGUAGCCUAUGUCACCCGGACAACGAAUCAAUUGACACCUCAUUCAUUAAAAUUGGCGCAGUAGUUUAGGCGCUACGGUGGAACACACAGAAUCUGGAUACAAAAAUACAUAGACUGCUGAAACCUUAACCCUUCCUUUGGGCUUUGUCGUCGUCGAGUAAAAAGCAAACGAACACGAUUCUUGAAGCUACGAAAAUUCUCAUUGUAAUUGACUUUGAAUGAGUGUGAGUGUUUAAUUGUAUUGCUGUAUGUUUGUAUGCGUUAUCGUUCCAAAAAAAGCCGUCAUUGUAUGUUGCAUUUCUUUAGAUAUUGUUGUACUUAUGUUGAAAUACAAUAAUUGCGUGAAUGCGUGCGUGUUUGUAUGCGUGCCCGGAGUUCUCUCAGUCAUUUAGAUAGGUAUUAUAGAUUGUUAAUUUAA